Molecule: messenger RNA, 2514 nt
Organism: Cimex lectularius (bed bug)
Lineage: Eukaryota; Metazoa; Arthropoda; Insecta; Hemiptera; Cimicidae
Product: V-type proton ATPase 116 kDa subunit a-like
Exons: 17
Coding region: 81-2489 (802 amino acids)
Biological process (GO): proton transmembrane transport; vacuolar acidification
Cellular component (GO): plasma membrane; vacuolar proton-transporting V-type ATPase, V0 domain; vacuolar proton-transporting V-type ATPase complex
Molecular function (GO): ATPase binding; proton-transporting ATPase activity, rotational mechanism
Source: RefSeq, a predicted model, not a curated record
UUAACAAGUAUGAAUAGAGGAAUUUUGUAUAUCUUUUAGUGAUUGCCUGAAGUUUGCCUGUCACAAGUAAAUCAGACAAGAUGCGGUUUUUGAGAAGUGAAAAAAUGAAUUUGUGCAACAUUUUAAUAGACCCUUCGGCUGCAUUCGAUAGUGUCGCAAACCUAGGCGAAGUUGGUAUUGUGCAGUUUCAGGAUUUAAACGAAGAUCAGAAUCCUCACCUCAGAAAAUUCGCUGCCCAAAUUAAAGCAAUAGAUGCUCUUGAACAGAAGUUAGAAAUACUAACUAAAAUUUUAACAAAUAACAAUAUUAAAAUUCCCAAAUGUAAAAAAGCGGUUGAGGCUCCAUCCGAGAGAGAAAUUUUAGACCUUGCCAGCAGUAACAUUGAGGAUAUGGACAUCCUUCGUAAAGUAACAGAUAGUAUUUCUGAGGUAGCAUCAGAUGUCGAAAAAAUUAAGGAAAAUCUAGGAUUAAAUCAAGAUUGCAGAAGUAUUCUUCAACUCACUCUGAAAUUAAUGAGUUCAGGUUUGAAUAAGACGAAUAUUACUUCAUCAACAGAUGAGAGUGGUAGACAAGAGGCUUUUAAAGGAGAAAAUAUAAUAACAAUAAUUGGAGGCAUUAUUUCAACUUCUCGUGCCUAUACUUUUGAAACUGUCAUUUCAAGAAUAUGCCGAGGAAAUUUCAUACUUCAUACAGCUCCUAACUACCCUUCUAAAGAGCGUAAUACUGAACCGAGGACUGAAUUUAUUAUAUUUUGCCAUGGAACUGGGAUUCCAAACAAAAUCGAAAGCCUGAGCAAGUCUUACAAAGCAAUUACUCUGAGAAUCCCGAAUGAAAGGUCAAAAUGUAUUGAACUUAUAAAAGACUGUGAAAACCAAAUACGUGACAUCCAACAGACAUUGGUUAGUGUAUUGGACCAGCAAGAUCAAGAAUUGAAAGCAGUAGCAAAGCAGCAUGAUUGCUGGAAUAAAAAACUCAAAAAAGCAAAAGCUAUAUAUAAUACACUCAACAGUAUGGACACAGACACUAAUAAAAGUAUAUACAUAGCUCAAUGUUGGGUACCAGAGAAAAAAGUUAAUAAAUUAAAGGAAGUGCUUUCAAAAAGUGAAUCAAAGGGUGAUAUGAAAACUAUCGUCCAAAUACAAGCAACUGAUGAUAUUCCUCCAACAUAUUUUGAACAGAACAAAUUUACACAAGCGUUUCAAAAUAUAAUAGAUGCUUAUGGAGUGCCUAGUUACCAGGAAAUAAAUCCAAUGCCAUUUGCUGUCAUAACCUUUCCUUUUCUUUUUGGAGUCAUGUUUGGUGAUAUUGGACAUGGGUUCCUCAUGUUUUCUGCUGCUUUGGCAGCUGUGUGUUUUGAAAAGCCUUUAAUAGAGAAAAAAAUUGAUAAUGAGAUAUGGACCAUGCUGUUUGGUGGUCGCUACAUCAUUUUGCUAAUGGGUGCCUUUUCGAUGUAUGCUGGCUUUAUGUAUAAUGACUGUUUUGGAAAUUCCCUUAAUUUUGAAUCUAGUUGGUCAGUCAAUUACAAUCUUUCCACUGUACAUAACAAUCCGUCGUUGGAAUUGAAUCCAACGGAAGAUUACAAAGGGACACCUUAUCCUUUUGGUCUCGAUCCGACAUGGGUGCUAGCUGUAAAUAAGAUUGAUUUUCAAAACAGUUUUAAAAUGAAAGCAGCUAUCAUAUUUGGUAUAAUUCAAAUGGAAUUUGGUCUUUUUUUAAGUUUACUUAAUGAUCUGUAUUUCAAGGAGUACUUGAACGUAUAUAGUGAGUUUUUACCAAGACUUAUUUUCUUUACAAAUUUGUUCGGCUAUCUUGUAUUCUUAGUGUUUUACAAAUGGUUAAACUAUGGCCCAGGAAAUGGAAAUUUGUACAGCAGUGCUUGCGCUCCUUCAGUCCUCAUCACUUUCAUAAAUAUGAUGCUGUUUAAAAAGUACGAGACUCUGCCAAAUUGUGCACAGCAAUUUUAUCCAGGCCAGGCUAUUGCACAACCACUACUGGUUUAUGCUGCUAUACUCUGUCUGCCUUGGAUGCUAUUGUUGAAACCGACUAUUUUAUUAGUGAGGCUCUCCAAGGCAAAAAAAGGGCCUAAACCAGCGAAAGGACAUUCGGAUGAAGGAGUGAUGGACAUUAUUGUUACAGCAAGCAUCCACACAAUUGAAUUUGCAUUGGGGUGCGUAAGCUACACAGCUUCAUAUCUCAGAUUAUGGGCAUUGUCUCUAGCACAUUCUCAAUUAUCUGAAGUACUUUGGAAAAUGAUAUUAAUAAAUUCCUACAUGCUUGUCCCAGAUAUUGUAGGUUUAAAUUACUUUUUGGUGUACAUAAUGUUUUUGGUUUGGUCUUUUCUUACCGUUGGUAUACUUGUACUGAUGGAAGGGUUGUCAGCAUUUUUACACGCACUUCGGUUGCAUUGGAUGGAAUUUCAAAGCAAAUACUAUGCUGGUACAGGCUACCUUUUCAUUCCCUUUGCCUUUAAAGGAAUAAUUGAUGAUUAAUAAGCAUGUUUUUAUUGUAUUUAAA